AUGGGUCCGAUUUGUGAUGUAGUUAAUGAGAAUAAGAUGGAUUUCUGGGUGGAAGCUGAUUUAAUUUCCAGUGAUGUUGAAAGCAACUUUCAUGCUUGUGUUCAAGAGAAUGCAAACCCCGGUAAAGAAUGUCAUGGUUUUGUUAGUACAGAGGAUGAUUCAAUAUUCGAAAAUUUGGGUGCUAUGUUGAUGUCUGAUAUACAUUCUCAUGCUGCUUUGAAUCCAGAGUGCAUUUUAAGGAUUUGUUGGGCUAUGGCAAAAGUUGUCAGAAGGUGUUUAAGCCUAAAAGGGGAAGAAACGGCCAAACAUGAGAGAGGUUUCAACUGA
Arabis nemorensis is the source of this 327-nucleotide messenger RNA. NCBI's taxonomy places the organism in Eukaryota, Viridiplantae, Streptophyta, Magnoliopsida, Brassicales, Brassicaceae. The record is from the annotation of a GenBank genome assembly.